This is a messenger RNA of Anopheles gambiae (African malaria mosquito), 2327 nucleotides long. RefSeq lists its product as uncharacterized. The record is from RefSeq and is a predicted model, not a curated record. The transcript has 2 exons. Gene Ontology annotation, molecular function: protein binding. NCBI's taxonomy places the organism in Eukaryota, Metazoa, Arthropoda, Insecta, Diptera, Culicidae. The coding region runs from base 398 to 1876 and encodes 492 amino acids.
GGUGUGUCUGGAAGUGACCAUAACCGCCAAAAUAAUCUGGCCAUACUGGCCAGAACCAUCGUUUGACAGUUCGUGUGGAUGAAAUACCGCAAAAAUUGGCCACAAUUUUUUUAUAUAUGGACUUUUACGCAAACUAUUCCAGAUGUCGCCACUGUGGCGCUGGCAGACCGUCUACAGUAGGCGGAGUUUCUCGCCCGCGAAAUUCCAGUUCGUGUGUUUAUGGCCGAACAUGGUUUUAUGACCAAACACACUGUCAGCCAGAUGUUUUAAACCCAAUGUUUUCGCAAAACCACAUCUACAGGAAAUCACCCCUUGACGCUAGCCGAAUGUAGCAUAGCAAUUCGUCUGAUUUUACAGAUACAUUAACAAUCCAAGCGUUAAUAGGAGCGGAAAUAUAAUGGAACCCUCCGAUGCCGGAUCCCCUUUCGACAAGCUGUCUCCAGAGCUCAUUUUCUUCAUUUUUGACCAUCUGAAUCUCGAAUCAUUGAAGGCAGUUUCACUAACAUGCCACCGUUUGGAGGAAAUGUUUGCCGACUACAGUGCACGUCGGUUUGUGCUGAGCAGCCGCAAGAAAACCAACCGAAAAGAAGAUCUUCCGCCACUGAGAAACGUUUUAGAAACGAUGGAAGAGGCAGUCACACUGCUGCAGCGUACAAAACGUUCCUACCGCCGCUUUCAUCUCGACGUGAGGUGUCACCCUAAGCCAGGCAGUCUCGAUGAUGUGCAAGCUGCCCACGACAAGCUACUCGCGACGCGCUUGAUACAGCAAUUGGUUGUGCUGAAGCUAGAUCUCGGGUAUGAAUUGCACAAAAUUGCCGUAAAACUUUCGGGUGUGGUGACUAAGAUGGAAAGUUUGCAAGUGUUGUACAUCGGACAUGAAGCUACGGAUAAUCCGUACCCGUUUAGUCAGCUGAGCCUUGUCAACCGUUCACUGCAAAAGCUGUUGCUGAGCAACGUUUGGCCCGGCAGGAUCGAUUGCCCCAAAAUGGGGAGCCUGAACGUUUCGGUGUUAGAAAUAGAUCUGGGGUCCAUCAUUGGUAAGCAGUAUGUACAGCACGGUGGCCAGGAACCGUACUGGAAGCUGAAGCAGCUGACAGAGCUGGUAAUGCAGACACUAUCGAAGCAUCGCUCACUUUCCCUGCUCGUGAGAGCCAAUUCAACGUAUGGGAGUCAGUUUUAUCGGCAGCUAACACAGCUUACGAUAUUACAAGUUCACCCUCUGUUGGUGACGGAUGAGACGCUGCAAGCCAUUGGCGAAACGUGCGUACAGCUGGAGCGCCUGUCGCUCUCGUAUCUGCGCAUGAUAAACCCGGCAUCCUUCCAUCACCUCUCCAACCUAAUGAACCUGCGACAUUUGGCAAUUAAGGACAGCAACAAAAUGUUAUCGUUCGCUGGCUUUCGCAUGCCACUUCUGGAAAGACUUGAGUUGGGAGACGCCACCCAAAUUGAUUGGCCAUCGUUGGCGCAGUUUGCAUCGAUAGAAUGUCUCCUGAUUAGAUGUGAUUCCUCACAGCUGAACGGACUGUGUGAUCUGUUUGCAGAACGCAUGCGCCGGCUACACACGCUAUGGCUCAAGUGUUACUCCUAUUCAGAUCGGCCGCGUUAUCGAGAGCUAGCUGCGGCACUUCCCAAACUGCCUGCGCUGGAAACGCUCGUGCUAGAAACUUCUGUAUAUUCGAACUGUUUUAUUUUUCUCAAAACAAUCGAACCGAUGCUUCGGCUGACUCGACUAAUUAUAUGCUCUUUUCCUUCUCGGCGGCAUGACAUUGGCCAACAGGUUGCAACACUGUUACCCAACGUUCCGAAUAUCGAAAUUCGUGACUUACAUGAUGUGUACGAAGUAAGAAAAAGUUUGAAAUUUGUAACGAUGGAUUAGAUUUGUAACGAUGGAGCUAAGGUUCCAAUUGGAACCUUUGAGUGCCUUUAGUAGGUUUAUUCAAUAUUAGUAGGCGUUAGUAGGCGGAUUUAGAAUAUCAGGGGCGCUAAGCGGUACGACGAAUGGAGGCCCCUAUAGAUGAUGAUAGAGCAAAAGGGAGGGUCAGAAUAUCGAUCUACGGGGCCCCUACAUCGACGGGCUCCAGACGGCCGCUUAGUCCGCCUACCGUUAGAUCCGCCGCUUAACUUUAUCUCUUUAUCUUUAUCUUUAUUUAAACUUUAUCUCUAAUCAAAGCUCGUUAAACGAUCACAUAUUUAAGCGCCAUUAACAACUUACCAAUCAAUAACAACUGCUAUAUGAAACUAUAUCAACAAUGUUACUUAACAAUUAUAAAUAUUGAAUAAUAAUUACUCAAUAAAUAAUUAAUCUGAAUUAAAAAAUAGUAAUAAAA